AUGAAGAGUGACGCUUGGCUUAGCAAGCCUUUUCUAACCUCCAUAUUCCUCGGAAUUGGAGGUUUUCUCUACGGAUUCGACUCGGGCAUCAUCACUCCCAGUUUGGCUCUGAGUUCGUUCCUUACGUAUUUCGGGAGUCCAGAUCCUCCUCUUCGUGGUGCCAUUGUGUCUAUGUAUCAAGCUGGAGCAUGGCUGGGAAGUGCUUCGGUUGGCAUCACCAGUGACUGGCUGGGUCGACGGAAAGCGAUUGCGUUUGGCUGCAUUUGGGGUGUUGUUGGUGGUGCUAUCAUGGCGGGAGCAGCUCAUGUUGCAAUGCUAAUCAUUGGGCGAAUGUUGGUUGGCUUUGCUGUUGGAACGAUUACCGGUGUCUCUCCCGUAUUCGGAGCAGAGAUCGCCAAGACUCACGAGAGAGCCAAAGUCACUGCUGUCAACCAAAUGAUGACCGCCUGGGGCUUCUUCGUCGCUCUCUGGAUAGGCGUCGCCGAAGGAAAAUGGCACAAUGCCAACCAAUGGCGUCUCGGCUUCGCCAUCCAAGCCAUCCCAGCCCUCAUCCUCGGCGUAGGUGUUCUCUUCCUCAGCGAAUCCCCCCGAUGGCUCUGUCUCAAAGGCCGUCACGACGAAGCCGAGAAGGCAUUUCGCAGCUAUCACUACGAUGGAACGAACGACGAGUGGUGUCGCACUGAGUUCACCAUGAUCCAGGUCAAUAUUUCUGAGGAACUGCAGGCUCAGGGAAGACUCUCGUGGGGCGAUCUUCUCAAGACUCCUGCUUUUAGAAAAAGACUCUUUGUGGGAUCUUUUGUCUGGGCCGCGGCUAUGCUGUCGGGUAUUUCCUUCGUGCAGUACUACCAGACUGCUAUCUACGCCACGCUUCAAUUCAGCCAAGACCGCCAACUUCUCGUCAGUGGUCUCUACGGUUCUGUGGCUCCCGUUGCUUGUUUAGUCUCUUUGUUCUUCGUCGAUAAGAUCGGGCGCAAGAAGAUUCUUGUUCUCAGCUCUUCGCUGCUGUCGGUUUGCUAUUUGAUCAUUACCAUCCUUGCGGCCAAGUUCCCCGCGGUCCCUGGUAUGCCUACCAAUGCUGCGGCGCAGAGGGGUCUUAUUGCUUGUAUUUUUGCUGUCUCGGCGAAUUACUCUGCUCUUCUUGGGCCGAUGACAUGGAUUAUUCCUCCUGAGGUUUUUACCACCGAACUACGAGCCAAGGCAAACGCCAUUGUUCAAGUCGUUCACUAUUCUAUCAGUUUGAUCAUCACGCAGUGCUCGCCGAUCGCUUUGGCUGAAGUGGGCUGGAAGUAUUACAUUCUCUUUGUCUUGACAAACGCAUUCUGCGCUGUUAUUUUCUUCUUUGUGUACCCUGAAACUCGAGGCAAAUCUCUCGAGGAGAUUGACGAGAUCUUUGGAGACGUCAAGAUUGUGCAUGAAGAGGAUGUCAGGUUCUCUGAGAAGAGUGGCGUGGAGGCAAUCGAGUCACGGGAUAAUCGCAUUGUUUAG
Fusarium sp. VM40 is the source of this 1485-nucleotide messenger RNA. The record is from the annotation of a GenBank genome assembly. NCBI's taxonomy places the organism in Eukaryota, Fungi, Ascomycota, Sordariomycetes, Hypocreales, Nectriaceae.